Mesocricetus auratus (golden hamster) is the source of this 993-nucleotide messenger RNA. RefSeq names its product procathepsin L-like. Gene Ontology annotation, cellular component: lysosome. Lineage: Eukaryota; Metazoa; Chordata; Mammalia; Rodentia; Cricetidae. The coding region runs from base 1 to 993 and encodes 330 amino acids. The transcript has 7 exons. Gene Ontology annotation, biological process: immune response. Gene Ontology annotation, molecular function: cysteine-type endopeptidase activity. The record is from RefSeq and is a predicted model, not a curated record.
AUGAUUCCUAUUUUAUUCUUGGUCACUCUUUGCUUGGUGGUGGUCUCAGGUGCUCCAACACAUGAUCCCAGUUUGGAUGAUGAAUGGAACGAAUGGAAGACAAAACAUGGGAAAACAUACAUCAUGAAUGAAGAGGGGCAGAAGAGAGCAGUGUGGGAGAGCAACAGGAAAAUGAUUGAGCUGCAUAACGAGGACUACGCUAAGGGGAAGCAUGACUUCCACUUGGAGAUGAACGCCUUUGGUGACUUGACAAAUACAGAAUUCGGGCAACUGAUGACUGGCUUUCAAAGCAUGGGAACCGAGGAGAUGAACGUAUUCCAGGAGCCUCUUCUGGGUGAUGUCCCCAAGUCUGUGGAUUGGAGAAAGCACGGCUAUGUGACACCUGUGAAACCCCAGGGUAGUUGUGGCUCUUGUUGGGCAUUUAGUGCCGUUGGCUCCUUAGUAGGACAAAUGUUCCGGAAAACAGGGAAACUGAUUCCUCUGAGUGAACAGAACCUAGUGGACUGUUCCUGGUCAUAUGGCAACAAAGGUUGUCGUGGUGGCUUGAUGGGGUAUGCCUUCCAGUAUGUGAUCAACAACGGAGGUUUGGACACCAGUGUGUCCUAUCCUUAUGAAGCACGUAAUACAACCUGCAGGUACAACCCUAAAUAUUCUGCUGCUAAAGUCACGGGCUUUGUGAAUAUCCCAAAAAGCGAAGAUGCCCUAAUGAAGGCUGUGGCCACCGUGGGGCCCAUCUCCGCUGCAAUUGAUACUAAGCACCGUUCAUUCCAGUUCUAUAGGGGUGGCAUGUAUUACGAGCCAGACUGUAGCAGCGUUAAGUUGGAUCACGCCAUCCUGGUGGUUGGCUAUGGUGAAGAAUCAGAUGGCAGGAAAUACUGGCUUGUCAAGAACAGCUGGGGUACUUACUGGGGCGAGAAUGGUUACAUAAAGAUAGCCCGAGACAGAAACAACCACUGUGGAAUCGCUUCCUACGCCCUCUACCCUACCGUGUGA